AUGGUUGGAAGCAAGUGCACGAGGAGCAAAACCGCCGUGAUGGCUAAAUCCGCGACGACCCAAAGCCACUCCACCCACGAUCCCGCGAUCGACAUGGUGGCACCACCACCUCUCACCACCGUGCCACCUACCAGACCCGCAGUCGGAUCUAGCAACCUCCGUGGCACCGCCACUGAGCAUGGUGGAACCUCCCAUCAAGGUGGGCUCGUUACCACCACUCACUUAGGCCUGGUCUUGGAGCAACUUCAAGCAUUCCCUCCAUUGCCUCCACGCUCGACGCAUGCUCCUACAUACAGAUCCAAUGAAACCCUAGCCCAUGUGCAAUUGGGCUCCACACACUUCUCUCCUCCCGAUCCACGAAGUCAAGCAGAUCUUAAUAUGAGAGUUGACCAGCUAGCUCAGAGGAUGGACGACCAAACCAAUUUGAUGAGGCAGCUCCUCCACCAAAUAAACUUGGUUCAAAACCUUGACCUUGGACAACCGGGCGAAGAGAGAAUGAUGGAUGAACACACCUAUCGGCAGCUCGAUGGGUACCAAGCAGGUCGAGCAGGAAUGGGCAGACAAGGAGAGGGACAACAACGUGAUCAGCUUGCCGGCAUGUCACAAGCAUCUGCAAGCCACACACAAAGCAACGUGGGAGAAAGACUCGGCCCACGACUUGACGUUUGCGCUUGCCUGGGCCCGCAGGGAAAUGUUCAUGAAAGGCUAGGUUCCCAAGGAGGUCAAACUGACAAUCGCCGCAAUGAGGAUCAUGAAGAGAGGCGCUCCGCUACCCGCUCGCAGAGAAAUAUUCACGAAAGGCUAGGCCCCCAAGGAGGUCAACUUGGUAACCCGCACAAUGAGGACCGUGAAGAAAGGCACUCCACUAAUCGCUCUCAAAGAACCAAUUCUCAUCGCCAAGUUACAGAAAAUCCCUCGCAAGCACGGUCCACCAACACGCCGCCAAGGCAGCGCAACCGAGAAGAUCAACCCUUGCAAACCAACGAGGAAAUUACUCGAUCUCGCCCAAAUCGUAAAGGUCAUCAACGUGACCGACUAGCCAUGUGUGCGGAAGACGUUGAGAAGCUUGUGAAUAACCGACUUCGAGACUUAAAGAUUGGUGGAAAUUUCGAAGAUGCACUACGUGUUGAGGUAGACCGAGCAAACUCAACACCUUUCACCGUCGAAAUUGAGCAGGCUGCUCCCCCGAAACGAUUCUCAACGCCCUCUUUUACAUGCUUCAAAGGCGAUUCCGAUCCCGAAAGCCAUCUGAAGCAUUUUAAGAGCCUUAUGAUCCUCUACAAAGCCAAAGACGCGCUAAUGUGCAAGGUGUUUGCAAUGACUUUGCAAGGAGCAGCUCAGGACUGGUUCCACACCCUGCCAUCCGGGUCGAUUAGCAGCUUCAAGGAGCUUGCUUAUGUCUUCACUAAAGAAUACACUUCUUAUCGGUCAAUCAAGAAGAAUCCUGACCAUCUGUUCAACCUGCACAAGAAGUCCAAUGAAUCCCUGCGAGACUACAUCAAGAGGUUCAAAGCGGAGAGGGCAAACAUUGUAGGAUGUGAUGACCAAAUUGUGUUCUCUGCCUUCAAGAGGGGGUUGCCAACUGAAUGUGAGCUGUAUCGCGAGCUGACCAUCUAUCCUCGCCAAACACUGGUAGAAGUCUUCGCUAUAGCAGAGCGCUACGCAUUAUGGGACGACGACCGGAUCGCCACGAAGAAGGCUGAUCAAGUAGCUAAGCAGGCAAGCCAAGAGAACGGCAAGCGCAGAUCACAGCCUCAUGAAGGUGCUUCAGCAGCGGAGAGCUACACCAAGUUCACUAACCCGAUACACCAGAUCUUGGCCCAAGUAAAAGACAUGCCUUGGUUGAAGAAACCAUCGCCUUUAAAGGGAAACCCAACCAAGAAGGAUACCAGUAGAUACUGCACAUUCCAUGAAGGGCAUGGUCAUUACACAAACGACUGCUUCGCCUGGAAAAGGCACCUUGAAGAUCUAGUCAGAGACGCCAUUGCACGGAAUUCAUCGCAAGGAGGGCUAUCCAGCAAAUCAAGGAUUGUGACGCAGCUAACGAUGAACCUCCACGAAAAAGGUCAUAUGGAUCAACACAAUCCUAGCUGA
Molecule: messenger RNA, 2094 nt
Organism: Prunus armeniaca (apricot)
Lineage: Eukaryota; Viridiplantae; Streptophyta; Magnoliopsida; Rosales; Rosaceae
Source: the annotation of a GenBank genome assembly